Messenger RNA from Brachypodium distachyon (stiff brome), 1002 nucleotides. RefSeq lists its product as uncharacterized. The coding region runs from base 1 to 1002 and encodes 333 amino acids. The record is from RefSeq and is a predicted model, not a curated record. Lineage: Eukaryota; Viridiplantae; Streptophyta; Magnoliopsida; Poales; Poaceae. The transcript is spliced from 3 exons.
AUGCGGUUCAAUGCUCGACGCCGUGGCGGUUCUAUGCCGGGUCGUCAGGUUUCGAAUGGCUCGGCCGUUGUUUCUUCGCAUAGUGAAAGCUUUCUUCGCAUAGUGAAAGCUAUGCGAGAACACGAUAGCUAUUUUGUGCAGAAAAGAAAUGCUGCUGGAAAACUUGGGUUAUCAUCUCUUCAGAAGGCUACUGCAGUGUUUCGAAUGUUGACUUACGGUGUAGCUGCGGAUGCUACAGAUGAGUACGUUCGGAUUGGAAAAAGUACCGCUUUAGAUAGUAUGAAAGCAUUUGUUAGACCUGUUAUUGAAGUUUUCGGAGAUGAGUAUCUUAGAUCUCCAAAUGAUGCCGAUACUGCUAGAUUGCUUGCAAUUGGAGAGAGCAGAGGGUUCCCUGGAAUGCUAGGGAGCAUCGACGGCAUGCAUUGGGGGUGGAAAAAUUGCCCUUCCUCAUGGCAAGGUAUGUAUACUGGCCAUGUGCGCGAGCCCACAAUCAUUCUGGAAGCUGCUAGCCGGCAAGCUCCACAAGUUAAUUAUACAGUAAAUGGUAACAAUUAUACAAUGGGGUACUACCUUGCCGAUGGCAUAUACCCGCAGUGGGCAACAUUGGUUAAGACAAUACCCUCUCCACUAGGGCAGAAGAAUAAAUAUUUUGCAAAAUGUCAAGAAGCACAUAGGAAGGAUGUGGAACGAGCAUUUGGAGUUCUUCAAGCUCGUUUUGCAAUUGUUUGUGGACCAGCAAGACUGUGGGAUGAAGAAGUACUCCAUGAUAUCAUCACAUCUUGUGUUAUCAUGCAUAACAUGAUAGUUGAAGACGAGCGAGACGAAGGUCCACAAGACUACAAUUACGACAACAUGGGAGAAAAGGUCAUUCCCUCUCAUGCACAGACGGCUGAAUUCUCGAACUUCAUUCAGAAUCAUCUUGACAUCCGCAACGCACAAGUCCACUUUCAACUGAAAGAUGACCUGGUUGAGCACCUAUGGCAAAUUUAUGGGGCAAUGUAG